AUGUCUUGGAAAAAUGAUUUGAAAAAUAAGUUUGUACCAACAAAAACAAAUAGAAGGAUGAAACAAAUCUUUAAUGAAGUGGGAGCAUUGAUAUUAGGAAUCAUCAACAAAAGAAUAAAGAUGAUUGAAGAUGGAGAAAUAGAUGAUGACUUAUUGAGUAUACUAUUGACAUCCAAUUUACAAGAAAUCCAACAACAUGGACAUAAAAAAUUUGGUAUGAGCACUGAUGAGGUGAUUGAAGAGUGUAAAUUAUUUUAUCUUGCUGGGCAAGAGACUACUUCAGCUUUACUUGUGUGGACAAUGAUUUUAUUGUGCAAAUAUCCUAUUUGGCAAGAAAGGGCUAGACAAGAGGUUCUACAAGUGUUUGAAAGUGAUGAAUUUGACUAUGACAAGUUGAAUCACCUAAAAGUGGUUACUAUGAUCUUAAAUGAGGUUUUAAGGUUGUAUCCAUCAGGAUAUUUUAUUAAUAGAGUGGUGACCAAAGACACAAAGCUAGGAAAGUUGUGUUUACCCUCUGGGGUGCAACUUUUGUUGGGAACAAUUUUGUUGCAUCAUGAUACUGAAUUAUGGGGAGAUUAUGCAAUGGAGUUCAAUCCUGAGAGAUUUAGUGAUGGAGUAGCCAAAGCAACAAAAGGACAACUUGUGUUUUUUCCUUUUAGUUGGGGUCCAAGAAUAUGUAUUGGCCAAAACUUUGCUAUGUUAGAGGCAAAAAUUGCAAUAGCCAUGAUUCUCAAACACUAUUCUUUUGGACUCUCUCCAUCUUAUGCUCAUGCUCCUCAUCCACUAUUGCUUCAACCUCAAUAUGGUGCUCAUUUGAUUUUGUACAAGUUGGAGAAAUGAUCAUUUGGAACUUAUUAUUAGAUUUAUAUCAUUGUAAUCAUCAACUAUAUAUGUGUGAACAUGUUUUUUCUUGUAAUAGAUCAUACACUUCAGUCAA
This is a messenger RNA of Solanum tuberosum (potato), 937 nucleotides long. Its product is annotated as cytochrome P450 CYP72A219-like. The record is from RefSeq and is a predicted model, not a curated record. Lineage: Eukaryota; Viridiplantae; Streptophyta; Magnoliopsida; Solanales; Solanaceae. Gene Ontology annotation, molecular function: oxidoreductase activity, acting on paired donors, with incorporation or reduction of molecular oxygen; monooxygenase activity; heme binding. Bases 1 to 840 code for a protein of 279 amino acids. The transcript has 3 exons.